AUGCCUGGCCAUCUCCGCACUCGCUUAAAGCGCGUCCUCACUGCUGGCUCACACAAGAAUGCAAAACCAGAGGAGCCCGAGUCGGAUUUCUACAAGCCUGGAGAGAAGAUGCCUCCCCUCAAGUACCGUCGCGCCGUCGACCCCGAACACAAGAAAAAGCUCGAGGCUUUCAGCUUUUCGACUGCAUGGCGCCGCCACAGCAACGCCUCACUGUACUCACCCAUGGGUAGCAGGCUACCGAGCCGCAGGAGCAGCUUUAGGAGAAGAAGCCGCAGCCGUAGUAUGCACCGAAGUCGGAGAGGAAGUUGCUCUUCCGACUACGAUGCUGAAGAGUGGGUAGACAGCGGCAUCGGAGCGAGCAUCGCCGGUGACGACAGGCCGGCAAACAUCAAGGAGGCGUCUGACGACGAAGGAGAUGUGCUCAAUGUGGGCCUCUCCCGUAAUCCAACCGAAGACCCUCGCGACGCCCGCCGGAAACAAUCACAAGGCGCUCGCCGCUCCAGCUCCGUCCAGCUCCAACAGCCUUCGAGACCCGCUACUGGCUCAGACCGCACUCGCAACCCCUCGCAACCUUUCUCGCCCGAAGAACUCGAGAUCGCACUACAAAGGUCGCAUCUCGAGGCCACAAAAGAGGAGUCGGACAAGAGUGCCAGCGAGAGUCCAUUCGAGGACUUUGACGACCCAAGCCCUUUCCUGAGGCCGCGUGGUGGAUCCAUCUACGUACCAUACAACGGCCAAGGCACGCCUCCAAAGCUGCCCUUCUGGGGCACUGCAUACCCCUCGUGCGACGACGCACCGUCCAGAGGCCAUUUCUCGAGACGGGCAUCGGUUUUCCUAGAAAAUGAAGACGGCUCUUGCACCCCGCAGUACGAUCGCCGCGAAUCUUUCUUCGUCCCAAUGAACGCCCCGGGCCUGACGCAAGCACGUCAGAUCUCCGUCUCCGAUUCCAGCUCCGCUGAGGACGAGUGCGUAUGUCCGCCUCAAGUUGCCGAAGCUCCGCAACGCAAACCCCAGCCUUGCGCUCCUUGUGACGCCAUUGCCGCGAUCCUCGCGAGGCCUGAUUGA
Messenger RNA from Alternaria viburni, 1065 nucleotides. RefSeq lists its product as uncharacterized. The coding region runs from base 1 to 1065 and encodes 354 amino acids. Lineage: Eukaryota; Fungi; Ascomycota; Dothideomycetes; Pleosporales; Pleosporaceae. The transcript has 2 exons. The record is from RefSeq and is a predicted model, not a curated record.